UGGAUAAAGCAGUAACAUUUCCUGAGCUCUUCUGCCUCAUUUGUAUUAUUAGAGCCAGGGAAUCCACCCCCCAGGGCUGGAUGAACGUCUGUCACCACCAUGGCUUAUGCUGAAACUGCAGCAAUUGAGAUGCCAGCCCUGGGCCGCCCUCUCCGGCUGGGGAUGCUGUACGACUGCCGCAGUGACAAGCUCAUACCAGGUAUCACUUUAUGGAACACUGAUACCCUUAGCAAACAAGUGGGGACAACGAUGCAGCACAAGACUGAAUUUCAAAUAAUUGCAUCUGACACCAUGGAAAAUAAGGCCUCUGCUCUCAGUCUCUCAGGAUCCCUGAAGGCGAGUUUCCUGGGGGGCCUGGUAGAAGUGAAUGGAUCUGCAGCAUUUUUAAAUGAUACCAAGAAAUCCAAAAAUCAAGCCCGGGUUACAUUACAAUAUUCAACAACAACCAAGUUUGAGCAGCUGGCCAUAAGCCAUUCAGAGUGCCAGAAUAUCUCUUAUCCUGCUGUUUAUGACCAAAAUGCAGCAACCCAUAUGGUCACGGCUGUGCUGUACGGGGCUCAGGCUUUCUUUGUGUUUGAUCGGGAAGUUUCUUCAACUGAGAGUGUAGAAGAGAUACAGGGAAACAUGAAACUUAUGAUAGAAAAAUUACCAAAGAUUUCUGGAGAAGGAAAGGGGUCUAUGAAAAAGGAGACCAAGAAAGAAGAAAAGACUGAAAACUUCAGUUGUACGUUCUAUGGUGAUUUUGCUCUUGAGAACAAUCCAGUUACUUGUCUAGAUGCCAUGGAAAUUUAUUCCACCCUCCCGAAGCUGCUGGGUGACAACGAGGAGAAGGCCGUACCAGUGAGAGUCUGGCUGUACCCAUUGCAGCUGCUGGAUUCCAAAGCUGCUCAGCUGGUGCGUGAGAUCAGUAUAACACUGAUCUUUGAUGCUCAAAAAGCCUUGGAGCAACUGACCGAACUGGACAUGCGAUGCAAUGACAUGAUGAAAAAUUCAAUUGCCGCAACCUUCCCUGAAAUCAAAAAGAAAAUCCAGCAAUUCAAAGAACUGUGUCAGCAACACAGACAGACUUUCCAGCAACAACUAGCAAGAAUCUUACCUGCUAUCCGUGGAGGUGGAGCAGAGGAAGGGGCCCUGGUGGACAUUUUAAAAAGCAAAGAACAAUCACCCUUCAACACACUGAGACUCAAUGAAUUUCUGGAUACAAAGGAGCGAGAGAUGAAUUUAGUGGAUUCCUACCUUGCUAGGCUACAGAAUGUGAAAGUCAUGUCCUCCGAGAGUGAACUAGAAAAAAUAGUACUCAGCCCUGAGCAUGACUUUGUUGUGUCUUUCACACUUACUUCAUUACACAACAAAGAACCAUAUUUAUCAGAUUUGAACUUUUGGCUUCAAAGACAGUUUCUGGAGAAAAUUCAAGAAUCAGCAUCAGCCAGUUCUCCCUAUGAGAAAUCAAACUCCAAACAGUGGUUUGUGGGUGAAGAGAUAAAAAGAAAAGCACUAAAAUUCGCAAAGUCCUUCUUAGACUUUACCAGUGUCAAUAAAUCUCAAGAAAAGACCCGGUUCAUUGUGGCCUCUGUUCCAGAUGAGGAGCAUCCAGGAGCUUCAAUUUAUCUGUAUGCAGAUGGAGAGCUGGUCAGCACCAACUUUGAGCCUCCAUCAAAACCUUUUCCUCCCCUGAUUGGUGGAACUAAGCAUGACCGUGUGCAGUUCACAUUUAUCCCAGCAGCCUAUGGCAGGGCUGCGAUAUCCGGCUAUCGGGCAGAGUACAGAAUUGUAGGGCAGGAGAACUGGGCGGCUGUGGAUGUAAAUAACACACAAGAGACAUUUACAGUAACAGGUCUAUGUCCAAACACCGAGUACCAGUUCCGAUACGCUGCAGUGAGCAAACCAGGGCUCAGCGAGAGCAGCGACGUGAGUGAUCCCGUGAAGACCCUCCCUCCUACCAGCCCGCCUGGGAAGCCUGGAAAAAAUACUGUAGAUUCAUCAGCCAUCACGCUCACCUGGGAGUGUCCAACUGUGGUUGGAGAAGGAGUCAGUAUAAGCGAGUAUAAGGUGGAAUAUAAAGAGACGACAGGAGAUACGAGUCGGGAGGGGAAAGGCAAAUGGCUGGAACGAAGGACAGGAGAGAGAACAGAGUCCUGUAACAUUGAUGGACUGAGGCCUGAAAUGCCCUACAGAUUCCGAGUGUCGGCUGUGUGUGCGGACGGAGCUGUGAGUGCCCCAAGUGAAGAGACUUCUAUCUCAACGCUAAAGAAAGUUAAACAUUUAAGUAAAUCUGUGUAUUAUCCCCUGAACUACAGCCCUCUAGUGCCUGGAGCUACUGGAUCAGACCACGCCGCCGGCACCGAGUCGCUCCACGUCUGCGGCACCGCCGGCGAAGAAGGCGGUGACGAAGCCUCCAGGGACCCAGCGCAGAGUCCCAGAGGCGUCGAUAUCUCGACCACCGCCAUCACCACCACCAGCUAUUCCGGUGGAGUCAGAGGGCCCCCCCGAACCCCCAGCGCACCAUGCAGUGGACCCCUCUUCGGCAGAGGUCGUCCAGGAGUUAUCCUCCGCAUCCUCACCCGAUGA
Mauremys mutica (yellowpond turtle) is the source of this 2568-nucleotide messenger RNA. Its product is annotated as stonustoxin subunit alpha-like. The record is from RefSeq and is a predicted model, not a curated record. Lineage: Eukaryota; Metazoa; Chordata; Testudines; Geoemydidae. Gene Ontology annotation, molecular function: protein binding. The transcript has 5 exons. Bases 100 to 2568 code for a protein of 822 amino acids.